Microthlaspi erraticum is the source of this 813-nucleotide messenger RNA. Lineage: Eukaryota; Viridiplantae; Streptophyta; Magnoliopsida; Brassicales; Brassicaceae. The record is from the annotation of a GenBank genome assembly.
AUGGGUCGACCAGAAGGAAGUCCGAGAAAUAACUUCAAUCCAAUGUUUCAUGCACAACCUCAACCUGAGCCACCGGUUGACGAUAAACGAGUGGUCCAAAACGAGCAGAGACGACAUCCCACUAAUGGUGGAAUGGUUAACGUCCAACCGAACCAAGUACCAAUGGACAGACCGGGUCAACCUCCGCAUAUGCAUAACGUCAGAAUGGUUAACCAACCGAACCAAGUACCAAUAGACAGACCGGGUCAAUCUCCGUAUAUCGUCAUCAGUAACGGUGGAAUGGUUAAUCAACCGCACCCUGUCCCAAUGGUCAGACCGGUUCCACCUCCGUAUAUCAAUAACGGUGGAAUGGUUUACCAACCUUAUGGAGUACAAAUGGUCCGACCAGUCGUCCCACCAUCAAACUGGACCACAGGCUUCUGUGAUUGCUUUAACGAUGUUCCAAAUGCAAUCAUCACAUUUUUCUUCCCGUGCAUCACGUUCGGACAGAUCGCAGAGGUUAUCGAUGAAGGCGCAACGAGUUGUGGGACGGCUGGAUCGUUAUACGUAUUGAUAUUUUGUCUAUUUGCAAUACCCUGUGUUUACACAUGCACAUAUCGGACCAAGCUACGAAUAAAGUACGGUUUACCGGAUGCUCCGCUUCCAGAUUGGAUCCUCCAUUGUUGCUGUGAACCUUGUGCACUUUGUCAAGAAUAUCGUGAGCUCAACAAUCGUGGCAUUGAUCCUGCUAUUGGAUGGAUUGGGAAUAUGCAGCGAAUGGGUCAGCAACAAGUGAUGAUGACUCCUCCUAUGGGUCAACGAAUGACGGGUUGA